AUGGCUUUCCGCGAAGCUUCAUCCAAUUUCCCACUCUUGCUCAGACUUCUUUACACACCUUCGGGAUUGCUGCAACGUCUUCAUUUUGUUCGAGCAUUUAAACUGUUAAAAUUAUACGAGAUGGAGAAAAAUUCUAAAAUGUCUUCCUAUGUACUGUGCAAUGACUUUCCGACAUCCCAAUCGACUCUAUUUUCUCAUUCUCAAAAUCUCAUCUUCUCGCAAGUGAAUACAUUAUUGACUGAGUGGAAACAAUUAGAUAUUUCUCUUGAAACAAGUUCAGAGAGAUUGUAUGAAAUGUUAAAAAAGGCUGGUCAGCAGGAACGAGUCUAUUCACAAUUAGAAGUGGAUGCAUUUUACUUUAAGGAAGCCCGUCAAAAUUCAGAGGAAAAUUUUGAAUUCAGUAAUGAAGCAACAAAGAAGCUGCAUCACCCUCUUUUUCACUCAUCCAAAAUUGCAUCCAUAGACAAUGAAGUGAGUUCUGAAGCUCGCUCUCAACUCGAAACUUUGCAACGUAUUGAAAUGUACAGAUUGGAAAAACUUUCAAAACAAGUACAUGAUAAAUUGGGAUGGUGCCCAAUACUUUGGAAAGAUUCACACCAACAUCAUGUCUAUAUCAAAGGACAUUGCAAACGAGGUCAAGUUAUUGGUAUUUUUCCAGGAAUGGUAUACUCUGACAACAGCUUAAAAAAGGCUAAGGAGAAGUUCAAUCAAACAAUAUCACAUCAAGUCGAGUCAUUGAACAUUGUCAAUAGAUUUUUGGAGGAGAAUAUGCAACCCUAUUUACCCAAAACUGCAAACAAUCAAGUAUUAAUUAAUGGCAAUUUAGAAAGCGAACUCUUUUUCAAUACCAUGUAUAAUCACGAUGAUGUGUUUGAGAACAUGUCCUUGUCAUUUAACAACGAAUCGCAACAAGGUUUCAGAAAAGAAGGCUUUCAAAACAAAAUACACCGAAUUCUUAGUGAAGAUGAAAAUAAUAUGGAUCAAUAUGGACAUUAUAUCGGAACACGAUUCAUUCAUCCCUUCUCGUUGGUACAUAAGGCCUAUCACGGGAAGUUGUCGAAUGUGAUUGCUUUCCCAUUUGUUGUUCCUUCUUGUCUUCAUCCAACACUGAUCCCCUACAUUCCGAACAAGAUGUUCGAUAACAAAAAAGUAUUGAUUUCUGGAACCAAUCUAAUACAGAGCGUAGUGUACAUUGCAGAAAGAGAUUUACAUGACGAAGCUGUGAUUGUGGAGCCACUGCUCAUGUGA
Naegleria lovaniensis is the source of this 1248-nucleotide messenger RNA. RefSeq lists its product as uncharacterized. The record is from RefSeq and is a predicted model, not a curated record. The coding region runs from base 1 to 1248 and encodes 415 amino acids. The transcript has a single exon. Lineage: Eukaryota; Heterolobosea; Eutetramitea; Acrasida; Naegleriidae.